This is a messenger RNA of Myxocyprinus asiaticus (Chinese sucker), 4211 nucleotides long. It is a transcript of the gene ppa2, whose product is annotated as inorganic pyrophosphatase 2. The record is from RefSeq and is a predicted model, not a curated record. Gene Ontology annotation, molecular function: inorganic diphosphate phosphatase activity; magnesium ion binding. The transcript has 12 exons. Lineage: Eukaryota; Metazoa; Chordata; Actinopteri; Cypriniformes; Catostomidae. Gene Ontology annotation, biological process: phosphate-containing compound metabolic process. Bases 71 to 1090 code for a protein of 339 amino acids. Gene Ontology annotation, cellular component: cytoplasm.
AGAUUUUGUGACGUGUAAUGUGAGAGACGUUUACAUGCAGGAACUGCAAGAAUACACGUCGAUGUAAAUAAUGAGUUCACUUAUUCACACUGCGACGAGGUUUUCUGCUACAUUUCUUUGUUCCCAUCUCAGUCGCACAUCUGUAAUUCCAGCUGUUUCCCUUCAUUCGAGAAAAAUGUUGCAUUAUUUAACGGAGGUGAGAGGACGACCAAACUCGCUUGACUACAGGAUUUACUUCAAAACUUCAGAUGGAAAGUACAUAUCCCCUUUCCAUGAUAUUAAUCUCUAUGCAGCUGCUGAUGAACAGGAAUGUGGUGUUCCUCCAAAGAAAUUGAAGACAAAUGAGAUCCUGUUUAAUAUGGUUGUAGAAGUACCUCGCUGGUCAAAUGCCAAGAUGGAGAUAGCAACAAAGGAACCUUUAAAUCCAAUCAAGCAAGAUGUAAAGAAAGGCAAGCUGCGAUACGUAGCCAACAUUUUUCCACACAAAGGUUACAUGUGGAACUAUGGUGCACUUCCACAGACAUGGGAAGAUCCCAACCACAACGAUAAAGAAACUAUGUGCUGCGGAGACAAUGACCCCAUAGAUGUGUGUGACAUUGGCUCCAAGGUGUGUGUAACUGGGCAGGUGAUUCAGGUUAAAGUUCUAGGAAUUCUGGCUUUGAUAGAUGAAGGAGAGACUGACUGGAAGGUAGUAGCCAUCAACAUAGAGGACCCUGAUGCAUCAAGCCUUAACAGUAUUGAGGAUGUCAGAAAGAAUAGACCUGGUCAUCUUGAGGCUACGGUGGAUUGGUUUAAAAAAUACAAAGUACCAGAUGGAAAGCCUGAAAACCAGUUUGCAUUCAAUGGACAGUUUAAGGAUAAGGACUUUGCCAUAGAAAUCAUUAAAUCAACACACAACUACUGGAGAGCAUUAGUGACGAAAAAAAAGACUAAAGGUGAAGAAAUUGUUUGUCAAAACACCUCCUUGUGUGAUAGUCCAUUUAAAUGCACUGAUGCAGAGGCUGGUGCAGUGGUCCAAGCUGCUGCAGAAUACGGAGAACCCCUCCCGGUGUCUUCUGAUGUGGACAAAUGGCACUUCUUGGCAAAUUAAAAGAUGACCUCACUUUUCAGAAUGGUCCCAUAAGAAGGUAGAGAAGAGCAGAACAUCAGCAUGUACAAAGAUUUGUAAUUUGUGUUUGUUUUCUUUUGUAAAUCAUUAAAUGAUCAGCACAAGGCACACCAUUGCCUACUAUUUAUUCCGUUUUUAUUAUAGGGCAUCAAAUUAGCAUGUUAUUUUUGUCAUUCAUAUGACAUAUAUACAUUUUUUUUAGUUGUAACAGAUAUCACAAAUUGCAAUUAUGUUUUUUAUGCACAUUCUUUGUAAUGUUUCUGUCAUUUAUUUCAAUGAACAUAUUUCAAAAACAAAUGUUUAAGAGCUCAUGUCAGUUUUUAUAUUUCAAAGGUAGAGAAGUUAAAAUCCCACAACGCACUGGUUUUUAGAGUCCAAGCACAAAGAAAUGAAACAUGGUGGGCAUUUUUGUCUGGCCUGGAUAAAAUUUGGGGAUAAAGUUCCCACCAGGAGGUGCUAUCAUGUCUCUGAUGCAUAAAAAGUUUGUGUUGUUUGUUUCGCUUUUGGCAUUAUUUGACUGGCCUCAACACAGUGAACAACUUUGCCUAAAGAGCCAUUUCUUGUCAAUCAAAUCAUUUUUAUUUAUUUGUUAUAUAUAUAUAUAUUUUGUUUUGGUGUGAAAUGAACUUUUGUGAAUAAUUAAUAAGCUUGCAUGGUUGCACUGUUUGCAAGUUGAUUUACUCCAUUUUUAUUGUUGAUUUGUUGUUUAAUAACUUCUUGUUUUGUUGUCUGAAGUUCAUAUUCUUCUCAAAAUUACCUAUUCAUGAUAAAAAAAAACGGAUCUAUUGAUUGUCACCUUCAUCUUGUUUUGUGCACCAUGUGUUUAGGUCUGUGUGCAAAGUUCUGAAUCUUGUUUUUAUCAUCGUAAAAGCAAUGUGAUAUUGCUUCCUGUGCAAGGCUUCUGUUUCAUGUGGUAUGACUAAAAACUUUAAAUAAGCAUUACAAUUCUAGUACAUUUUUAAAAGCAAGCCUAAAUUCAGUGCUACAUUGCUUGAGUAAAAUAUCCAAACAAACAGUGAGUAAAAUUGACUUGAAAUGGAAUGUUGCAAAAAGCAUUACUUGAACAUUUCCAAUUAAAUCCACCAACAAUUGUGUGUAGGCUUUACCUGAAAAUAUGGUCUUUAAAAGGGGUCAUGAAAUGCUCUUUUUUUAAAUUUUAUUUUUAUAGUUUUAUUAUCUUUCCUUAGGUCCACUGAUAAUAUUAGUAAAGUUUUUUUUUUGUUUGGUUUUUUUUUUUUUCAUUAAAACAGUCAUAAUUUAUAAUAUAUGAUCAUUUUCCACCCUGUCUCAGGCCCUCUGUCUGAAACACUCAGUUUUGGCCUCAGCUCCUCCUUUAAACGGCAACAAAAACGCCCACUGUUCUGAUUGGCUAGCAUCAUGCAGCCCCACAAAUACAGCCAUAUUUGAAAUUCAUUCAAACCCACAAUAUGAUAAAACUACAUUUCAGGGAUUACACAUAACGCACAUCCAAAACAUUGCAUCUGAAUAUAUAAAACUUCAUCUCAAGCACAACUUUUAACACUCACAUCCUGUCUACACCGGACACGAGAGGUGUGUCAAAAGCAAUAGAACCCAUUAUAAUCAAUGAUGCUGUCUACCAUAGAAGUGUCAGUUGUAGUAAACAGAUCUCCUGUUCUAUUUUGCACUGCAUGCGCUGGUGCUACUACUGCCAACAACACAAAAAAACAGUAUAGAAAGUGUGUGUUGACGUGCCCGGUGUAAACAGCCUCAAGCCGUUGCAUUGCAUCGUGUUAACGGACAAGGUGUCAGCACCAUAAACUAUCAAACCAUUAUGAGAUUUCAAACAUCAAUGUAUGGAAUAUGUACUGCUCUCUCACUUUCUUGAGUAUGAACUGUGCCCCAGUGGGCGGGGCAAAGGGUGUGAUGAUGUAAAGUAGGCGUCGAUGUUGUUGCUGUAAAGGCGGUCAUGAAUUAAUUAGUACCCUUUGUGACAUCACUAAAACACAAAUGUAGAGAACGAGCCGUUUGGCUUGGUUUCAAUAAAUGCUUUUAUUGCACUGGGGAGUAAGUUUUGAGUUCUGAAAUUCACAGUAUGUUUUUGUAGAAGAAAGACCUCUUAUAUGUCAAAAUAUCAAGGAUCAUUCCUCAUGACAUGACCCCUUUAAAUGUACUAGCAGUUUCCUAAAGUUUUUCAAGGAAACCAAACUCUAAAUCUGUUUAGGAGCUCAACAAUUGCUAAACGCAGCUAUAUUACUAUAUUAAAAGAUACUCGAUGCACAGAUACAGUUUUCACUUCACAAUAAGGUGAACAUUAGUUAAUGCUUUACUGUAUCAUGAAAUUACAAUGAACAAUAUUCUUAUAUAAAGCUUUUAUUUUUGAAACAUUAAUCUAAAUUUUAAUGUUCAUUGUUUUAUGAUUCUUAGUUUGAAUUCAUAUUAAUGCAUACAACUUUUAAUGCAAAGAAUAUAUUGGUAUAUGUAGACAUUAACAUUAACCAAUAUUAAUAAAUGCUAUAAAAGACUUGUUCAUUGUUUGUUAAUGUAUUGCUGUAUCUAAUGUUCAUGAAUACAACACUAGUGUUCAGACCACACUAAUGAUACUUUUACAGUGCCAUCAAAAUGUUAAUAAUUCUCAAGGAUGGCCUUUAGUAUAGGGGAAAGGGUAUGAUUAUUUGAAGAGUCCAUAAUAUACAGCUACCUUUGAUUUAGAGAUGCACAUUUAUGAAUUUUGUUUGCUAAAAAUAGAUAGAUUAGCAAUACAUUAGCAGUGAAUUAUUAAAUAAAGCACGUCUCCCAAAAUGGUAAGCUUUGCCAGUGGCUCAACUAAUAGGAAAUACUGUAAAAGUGGUCUUGUUGAAAUUUUUCAAGUGGGUAAAAUGUCUUAAAAGAAUCUGAGAGAGUGCUGGGCAGAGAAAAUGUUUAAGGAUUUUACUCAAGUUAUAUACUGAAGAAGUUGUUUUACGGUAGCUACACAAAUCUGAUGUACAGAAACUGCAAAGAGGGAAGAAUUUUUUUAUAUAUAUUUCUGCAAACUUGAUUGAAAUAUGGAAUAAUAAUGUGUUAGUUUUGGUCCAAUAAAGUACUUAUAUAUUUUUUGUAAACUUUCUUUUGUGUUUCUAUAAAGAAUAAAACCAAGGUUUGC